UCAAUGAUCAUUUCAUCACUUAUUUAACCAUAAUUAAUUUCUAACCUUACUCAAAUCAACACAAACAACUCCCUGCUAUCCUCUCUGUCAAUCUCUUUCCCGCACACAAACACGUUAAGCUCAUUAUUGGGGUCUCAGAUCUAAACCACACUCGUUAAUUACUCACACAACACAACCUUCAUUUCCCAUUCAACUAAACUACUCCGUUUCUUCACACACACACACAAAAAAUGGAUCACUCAUUCCCUCAGAAAGUUCUAGAACACCUAUUUUCAUUCAUUGAUUCCAACAAAGACCGAAACGCAAUCUCUCUAGUAUCCAAAUCAUGGUACGAGAUCGAACGGCGAAGCAGGAAGAAAAUCUUCAUCGGAAACUGCUACGCCGUUAGUCCUACAACAGUGAUCAAACGAUUCCCGGAGUUAAGAUCCAUUACGUUGAAAGGGAAGCCACACUUCGCCGACUUCAAUUUAGUACCCGACGGUUGGGGCGGUUACGUCUAUACUUGGAUUGAAGCCAUGGCUGUUAGCGUUCCUUUGCUUGAAGAGAUUCGAUUGAAGAGGAUGGUUGUAACAGAUGAGAGCUUGGAGCUUAUAGCUAAAUCGUUCAAGAAUUUCAAAGUGUUGGUUUUUAUUUCGUGUGAUGGUUUUUCUACUGAUGGACUUGAAGCCAUUGCUUCCAAUUGCAGGAAUUUGAAGGAGUUGAACUUGCAGGAGAGUGAAGUGGAGGACCUUAGUGGGGAUUGGCUAUGCUAUUUCCCUGAUUCCUACACAUCAUUAGUUUCACUUAAUAUCUCUUGCUUGAACAAUGAGGUGAAUUUGUCUGCACUAGAGGCCCUGCUUGGUAGGUGUCCCAACCUCCAGACUCUCUGUCUCAAUCAUGCUGUGCCCCUUGAUAAACUUCCCAGCUUACUUAGCCAAUGUCCUCAGCUGGUUGAGUUAGGCACAGGAGUCUACUCAACCGAGGAGAUGCAUCCAGACGUCUUGUCAAGCCUAAUAACAGCAUUUUCUGGGUGCAAGCAAUUGAAGAGCUUGUCUGGCUUUUGGAAUGUCCUGCCAUCCUACCUUCCGGCAUUAUACCCGAUAUGCUCUAGGCUAACAUCACUAAACCUGAGUUAUGCUAUCAUUCAAAGCUCUGAUAUUGUCAAACUUAUCGGUCAAUGCCCCAAUUUGUUGCGGUUAUGGGUGCUUGAUUACAUAGAAGAUGUUGGUCUUGAAGCUGUUGCUGCUUCAUGCAAGGAUCUACAAGAGUUGAGGGUGUUUCCAUCUGACCCAUCUUGCUUAGAACUAAAUAAUGCAUUGACAGAAAGGGGUCUCGUCUCUGUAUCUAAAGGCUGCCCAAAGCUCCAGUCAGUUCUAUACUUUUGUCGACAAAUGUCGAAUGCUGCUCUUAGUGCUAUUGCACAGAUUAGGCCUAAUUUGACCCGUUUUCGCCUAUGUAUUCUUGAGCCUCAUACUCCUGACUAUCUUACCCUUCAACCACUGGAUUCUGGUUUUGGAGCUAUUGUUGAGCAUUGCAAGGACCUUCAGCGCCUUUCCCUUUCUGGUCUUCUUACAGAUCGUGUUUUUGAGUAUAUUGGAACUCAUGCGAAGAAGCUGGAAAUGCUAUCUGUUGCUUUUGCUGGAGAUAGCGAUUUGGGUCUCCAUUAUGUGCUGUCUGGGUGUGAGAAUCUUAGGAAGCUAGAGAUUAGGGACUGCCCCUUUGGUGACGAGGCCCUUUUGGCCAAUGCUGCAAAACUAGAGACAAUGCGGUCCCUUUGGAUGUCCUCUUGCUCAGUGAGUUAUGGAGCGUGUAAGUUACUUGGUCAGAAAAUGCCCAAACUUAACGUUGAAGUCAUUGAUGAAAGUGGGCCUCCAGAUUCAAGACCUGAUAGUUGUCCUGUUGAGAAGCUUUAUAUAUACAGGAGUAUUGCCGGGCCAAGAUUGGACAUGCCUGGUUUUGUCUGGACAAUGGGGGAUGAUUCUUCACGAAAGCUCGAGCUUGACGUGGCAGGAGUAGAAGCUCAGUUUAGAAAUCUCUGAAUGAAUAUUAUGCUGCCUUGGCUUAUGUAGUUACUGUAAUGUUGUGUGAUUGAGCUAUAGAUACAUGGUUGGUUGUACACGGUUUUACACUUUGGCCGAGCCACGGGAUGUCCAUUACUUAUCAAUAGAGACUGAAACUAUGUUGUUGUAUUUGCAUUAGGCACAAUUGUUAUAUUACUCAUCAUACUAUAAUGUUUGCAGACUUCAACAAUAUUUCUAUUCAUGUUAGCUUUGUAUUAUGUUUUAAGAUAUUGGGCACACUCAUUUAUGAUUGUUAGCCUUCCCGAUGAAUAAUAUUCACAUUCUAUUGCAA
Trifolium pratense (red clover) is the source of this 2331-nucleotide messenger RNA. Its product is annotated as protein TRANSPORT INHIBITOR RESPONSE 1. The coding region runs from base 231 to 2018 and encodes 595 amino acids. The transcript is spliced from 3 exons. Gene Ontology annotation, biological process: SCF-dependent proteasomal ubiquitin-dependent protein catabolic process. The record is from RefSeq and is a predicted model, not a curated record. Gene Ontology annotation, molecular function: protein binding. Gene Ontology annotation, cellular component: SCF ubiquitin ligase complex. Lineage: Eukaryota; Viridiplantae; Streptophyta; Magnoliopsida; Fabales; Fabaceae.